CUUCCCCACAGACUGUCCACAGACACGGGGAAAAAUGGUGGAAAAUCCACCAUCGCCAUUGCCAGAGAGAGCGAUUUAUGGCUUUGUACUACUUUCCGUAAGCUCUCAAUUUGGCUUCAUACUUUAUCCAGUAUGGGCUGUUAUUCCUGAAUCGUGGCUACACUCCUUAGGCUGAACCUACUGGCCUCAAAAAUACUGGGCAGGUGCAUUGCACUACCUCCUCAUUACUACAGUAAUUGGUUACAUACCCUUAUUUGGAAUUAACAUGAUGAGCACAUUUCCACUCAACUCCAUUCAUAUGAUCACAGAUAACUACGCUAAAAAUCAACAGCAAAAGAAAUACCAAGAAGAGUCUACCCCAGCACUAAGGGAUAUUCCUAUCGAUGAAGUAAACUAAAUGUUUUUUCUUGUAGACAAACAACUUUACACUAAAAACUGA
Chinchilla lanigera (long-tailed chinchilla) is the source of this 439-nucleotide messenger RNA. RefSeq names its product phosphatidylinositol glycan anchor biosynthesis, class P (gene Pigp). Gene Ontology annotation, biological process: GPI anchor biosynthetic process. The record is from RefSeq and is a predicted model, not a curated record. Gene Ontology annotation, molecular function: phosphatidylinositol N-acetylglucosaminyltransferase activity. NCBI's taxonomy places the organism in Eukaryota, Metazoa, Chordata, Mammalia, Rodentia, Chinchillidae.